This is a messenger RNA of Harpia harpyja (harpy eagle), 3994 nucleotides long. RefSeq names its product 5'-nucleotidase, cytosolic IA (gene NT5C1A). The record is from RefSeq and is a predicted model, not a curated record. Gene Ontology annotation, cellular component: cytoplasm; cytosol. The transcript has 6 exons. Lineage: Eukaryota; Metazoa; Chordata; Aves; Accipitriformes; Accipitridae. Bases 19 to 1224 code for a protein of 401 amino acids. Gene Ontology annotation, molecular function: magnesium ion binding; nucleotide binding; 5'-nucleotidase activity. Gene Ontology annotation, biological process: nucleotide metabolic process; adenosine metabolic process.
CUGAAACCCCGGAGCUUCAUGGGAUGCCUUAUAAAGCGCGCUCCGCCGGCCCGCCAGCCGCUCCGGGAGCUCCCGGUACGUGCGGAUCCGCCGCUGCCGCCGCGCACGGACCAGCCGCCGCCGCCGGUGCCCCGGAGCCGCCGCGCUAUGGAGCCUCCGGGCACGGCAGGGGCACCGGGCGCGGCGGGGCGGCCCUGGGAGGAGGCCAAGGCUUUCUACGACAGCCUGGCCCCCAAGAAGAAGCCCAAAUCGCCAAAGCCUGAGAACGCCAUCACCAUCGCGGUGUCGUCGCGAGCGCUUUUCCGCAUGGAGGAGGAGCAGAAGAUUUACAACGAGCAAGGGGUGGAAGCCUAUGUGAAAUACCAGCUGGACCAUGAGAACGAGCCCUUCCUCCCUGGGGCUGCCUUCCCCUUCGUCAAGGCGCUGGAAGCAGUGAACACGCAGCUGCGUGAGCUUUACCCCGACAGUGAGGAGCUCUUUGACAUCGUCCUCAUGACCAACAACCAUGCCCAGGUUGGGGUUCGCUUGAUCAACAGCAUCAACCACUAUGAUCUGUUCAUCGAGAGGUUCUGCAUGACGGGAGGGAACAGCCCCAUCUGUUACCUCAAGGCCUAUCACACCAACCUCUACCUCUCCUCCGAUGCUGAGAAAGUGAGUGGGGCCAUUGAAGAGGGGAUCGCUGCAGCCACCAUCUUCAGCCCCAGCAAAGACCUGGAGGUGUCGGAGAACCAGCUGCGGGUGGCGUUUGAUGGUGACGCCGUGCUCUUCUCUGAUGAGUCGGAGCAGAUCGUGAAGGCUCACGGCUUGGACAUGUUCUUUGAGCAUGAAAAGGCUCACGAGAACAAGCCUCUGGCACAGGGACCCUUGAAGGGCUUCCUGGAGGCCCUGGGGAAGCUGCAGAAGAAGUUCUAUUCCAAGGGGCUGAGGAUGGAGUGUCCCAUUCGCACCUACCUGGUCACUGCCAGGAGCGCAGCCAGCUCGGGAGCUCGGGCCCUAAAGACUCUGCGCAGCUGGGGCCUGGAGACGGAUGAGGCUUUGUUCCUGGCUGGGGCUCCAAAGGGGCCGCUGCUGAAGAAGAUCCGUCCUCACAUCUUCUUUGACGACCAGAUGUUCCACGUGGAGGGAGCCAAGGAGAUGGGCACUGUCGCCGCCCACGUCCCCUACGGCAUCGCCCAGAAGCACAAGCGGCCGGCGCAGGAGAAGCAAACCCCGAACAGCAAGUAGCGGAGCUGGCUGGUCCCGCAGCCCCCAGCGUGCGGCACAGACUUCACCCCAUGCACCACGCUCUGACCUGGGUUGUGGUCUGCAAGGCAGAGAGCAUUUGCCCUGGUGAGCGUGAGGUUAUUCCCCAGCAGGAGCCUUGUCGGGGGCAUGGAUGGAGGAGAGGGCUGACGAAAGGCUUCCUUUCGGCUCUGUAUUUGUUGCAAUGUCGUGGCAUUGUCCCCGUUCCCUGUGGGGCUGGAGGCUCUCCUGCGCCCGGCAGCUCCACCAGCCGUUUCCCUGUUUGUCCAUGCUCUGCACUUGCUUCAGGCAAAAUCCCUCGAGGAUGGAUCUCGCCUUUUGUGGACUGUUUGUGCCAGGCAGGUUUAACCUAUUGGCUUUUCUUUAAACCCCCAGGUAAUUCCCAAAGCCUUUGAUUUACAAAGCAAAUGUUCAGGCUGAACUGUUGAACUGGAAAGCUGGGAGCACACAGAAACCCUUCUUGCAGCUUUGAAACAAAAUGUUGUGCUUUUUAACUAAAAUUAAACCAUAAUAUUGUCCCUUCACAGACCCAGUCCCUGCUCCCCAACCGGAAAAUCUUUCAUGUCUUUGUCCUUUUACCAAGAUUUUGUCAGCUGACUAGCUUUCCUUUCAUGCGCUAAAAUUUGGAAAAAUAGAAACAAACACUUACAUAUAUUUAAAAAAAAAAUCCUGUUUCCUGCUUGGAGCUUUGGGCUAGUGUAUUGUUGGCCCAGGUUUUUAAAUUUGGGUUUCACAAUUGCAUGGGUUAGCACUUAAAAAUAAUAAUCUCAGUGAGGCAUCCAAAGCCCAGCUCUUGUGUGAGCCGUCCAGGGUCUGCAGUCACAUGCCUAGGGCUUGAAUUAAGUUAAAAGCAGGCCCUAAUAUAUUAGGGACAUCAUUUGAAGUCCAUUUAGGUAAAUCUGCAGAGAAUUUCAGCCUGGGGGUUUUAAUCAAAGGAUUUUUUCCCCCUUUCUAGGCUGAGCCCAUAUGAGUUGAUAAUCUCUUUCUCCUCAGCUCCUUAAAACCUCUGGUGUUUCCUAAAAUAGACACCUCUGCUAGUGAUGCUGUGAGAGAGAACCAAAUCUCUGAUUAAAAAACAGGAAGAGAAAUCAAUUGGAGAGCUGCUCCGAAAUCGGUGUGAAAAUCACACUGAUGUUUCUGCACAAAGCCCUGUCCCAAAGGACACUCUCAGGAGAAAAAUUUGAAGACUACUUCUUUCUUGUGGGGUUUUUUUUCUUUUCUUUUUUUUUUUUUUUUUUUAGGCAGUAGACCCCAUGGUUGGGCAUGAAGGCUGCCCAGUGUCAUCAGGUAGUAGUUUUCUACGAACACCAACUCCAUGGGCUGAAGUUUUCCAAGGUAUGUGUCUGCCUCUAGCUCAACUUUGCAGGGAGGUUUCAGCUAAAACAGCUCAGCCCUUCCCAACAGCGAGGCUAGAGCUCGAGUUAUCACACUUUUGACAAAUAUAUAAACAAGCUGGUGAUGCCUUCAGUGGCUCGGGAGACUGUCUUCUCAUUGCACUAAAUCCUGCUCUAGCAGUGAAAAGCAAAUUGCACUUUCCCCCCCCCCCAAACUAUUUAACUUUGUUAACAGACUGUUAUUUGUCACGUCUGGGUGACAAGCACCUUAGAAGAAGGUCUAAAAUCGAAACAAACAAAAAAAGUCUUGAAAGUAUUUCGGUAACACAUCUAUUAAUAUACAGGUUUAUAAAAAGGUCUCAUCUUUUUAAUGUGAACCCCAGAUAUUGGGAUGUGAACUGUAUCUCGGAGACCUUUUUGGCAGCUGGGAGGGGGAGAACAGCCUGGCCUCCCAGUAAACAUUUCCAAGGUGUUUCCUGAAGAUCGCAUCGUGGAAGCCCAGCCAAGGCCAGCUCGCAAAUGGGCUGCACUGGGGCCUCCCGCCAGCCCAGGAGGUGAUGUUGCGAGAGGAAUAGGGUUGUCAGCAAGCCCUUAGGAACCCCCGGCCAGGGCAGGGUGCUGGUGAGAUCAGAUACAGGGUACAAGCACAGCCACUGGGGAUGGGUGCUCGCACUGGGUGCCGUGAGGCAUGUGCGCUUUGGAUGAGGAGUGUUGGCAGGGCUGGGCUGUGCAGGAGGAGAUGCCCUGUCUGAAGGUGCUGUUAGCUCCAGGGAAGCAAUGUGUUGUGGUUUUGGGACAGGGCCCUGGAUCUCAGCAGCUUUCACUGCUGCCUUUCUGGGCCAUGAGAUGCACAGGGAGCUGGGUGCAAGCUGGGGGGCAGGGGCACAGUGCAGGCAGGAAUUUUAGUGACUGCUUAGGGUCCUCCUGCUGCCAGGGCAGCUUAGGGACUCGCUGGGAGACAUGGGGCUCGGGAAACGGGCUCCAAGUGAGGUAGAUCUCCCUUUGCACCUCUUGAGUCCUUCCUGUGUGGGGAGAAUUUUCCGUUCCUGCAAUGGCUGCCCCAUUUGCUUUUAUCCACAUGGUUUCCUAUGUUGGUUUUUUUUUUUCUCCUGCGUCACUACAACUGGCAGAUGUGGAUUUGCUGCACUUUCCUCAUGUGCCCAUCCGUGACAUCGCCUCGGGCUGGGGGAGCAAAGCAAUCCCCAGGACUGGCUGCAUGGGCUGGGCACAUCUCCCACCCUGGUGGCCCAGUGUGGUUGUGCCUCUUGUGCUGCACUGGCCGACGACUGGACUUUCCCGCUGUGUGUUGUUGCUGUGGGUUUCAUUUCAUUGUCCUCCGGCGGUUUUUCUUGUGAAUGGACUGCCAUGUUAAUGAAAUCUCUCUGGGUGUUUUUCUGUAAUAAAUUGUGUUGGUCCCA